CUAGAUCCCCAGCUGAGGGGCAUCAUUACCCGUCUAUACUGCCAACUGGGUUACUACCUACAGUUGGUGCCCGAGGGGCGGCUGGAUGGCACCAAGGACGAGAUGAGUACCUACGCUCUCUUCAACCUGAUUCCUGUCGGUCUGAGAGUGGUGGCAAUUCAGGGGGUGAAGACUGGGCUCUACGUAGCCAUGAACUGCGAUGGCUACAUGUACACGUCGGAACACUUCACACCUGAAUGUAAGUUCAAAGAGUCCGUAUUUGAGAAUUACUAUGUGACCUACUCUUCAGUCCUAUACCGACAACGAGAAUCUGGUCGGUCCUGGUACCUCGGCAUCAACAAGGAAGGGGAGGUCAUGAAAGGCAACAGGGUGAAGAAAACGAAGAGGGCCGCGCACUUCCUUCCCAAACUCAUUGAAGCUGCGUUGUAUCGGGAGCCAUCUCUGCAUGAGCUGGUGGACGAACUCUCUGACAUCAAGAAGGCCUCUAAGGCGGGCGAGGAGCCGGUCGCCGUGGGCAACGGGAAGAAUCCUAAACUAAUCCCGCUGCCCUCGUUCUCCCCGUGGUAUGUAUAG
Molecule: messenger RNA, 573 nt
Organism: Hemiscyllium ocellatum (epaulette shark)
Lineage: Eukaryota; Metazoa; Chordata; Chondrichthyes; Orectolobiformes; Hemiscylliidae
Product: fibroblast growth factor 14-like
Exons: 5
Biological process (GO): positive regulation of protein phosphorylation; positive regulation of cell population proliferation; regulation of cell migration
Cellular component (GO): cytoplasm
Molecular function (GO): growth factor activity; fibroblast growth factor receptor binding
Source: RefSeq, a predicted model, not a curated record